This is a messenger RNA of Acinonyx jubatus (cheetah), 18029 nucleotides long. It is a transcript of the gene TMEM163, whose product is annotated as transmembrane protein 163. Gene Ontology annotation, molecular function: zinc ion binding. NCBI's taxonomy places the organism in Eukaryota, Metazoa, Chordata, Mammalia, Carnivora, Felidae. The transcript has 3 exons. Gene Ontology annotation, cellular component: synaptic vesicle membrane. Bases 514 to 1419 code for a protein of 301 amino acids. The record is from RefSeq and is a predicted model, not a curated record.
UCUGGAGUUUUGAUGGUGAUACCGUUCAAUUCAAGCUUAAUCUAAUAAACGGCCGGUCCCCAACAGCUCCCCGCUCCCCGCCCCCUGCCCCCUGCACCUCCCGGAGCUCCAAGAGAGCUGGCGUGGGCCUUGGCGUGGGCAAGGUGGUUGCCUCGUUGGGCAGACUAGACCGACCGCUCGAGGGUGCGGGCUCCGCGCGGUCGGCUGCUCCAGGACAGUCGGGGGAGGCUUCUUGCAGGAGGGAGGCUUCCGUCCGAGUCUUGAAGAAAUGGCAAGAUUUGGAUACCGCGAGAGGAAAUAGCGAGCUGGCAGGGGACUAGCCAGGACAAAGGCCCAGAGAUAGUCGCAAUGGGGGAGCCUUGGCAUCGAAAUAUCUUCUAGAGCUCGAGUGGUUCCAAGGUUGCCCGGUUCCCUUAAGUAGCUGGAGAAAAAAAUUGGGAGGGCAAUCAAAGCUCCUUAGAGGAAAGCCAGAGCCGGGAGGGCUUGGCGGCAGGUGAAUCUCGUUUUCCCGCGAUGGGCGGUGAUGAUGGUAACCCAGGUGGAGACCCUGCACAGCCUCGGAAGCUAGUGCAGCUCAGGAGGAGAAAGGACGUCAAAUUAGGGCGCUGCCCGCUCUCCUGUGCGAACGCGGCCGCCACCUUCCCGGACGGCUGGGGAACCGGGUCCGAGCGCGUCCCCUCCGGGCACCAUCCCGCGGCGCGGGUGGGGCCGGUCUCCCGUCACACCCUCGUCAGCCCCCCUCCUCCCCUCCUCCCCCCCUCCCAGCAGUUCCCGCGAGCCUCCGGGCGCCUGGCUUGUCAGGAUCCCUCCCUCCCCACCGGCCUCGGGGCUCGGGCUCGGGCGCCGGGGCCUUGGGGCGGGUCCCUGCAGCCCGCACCUGCCCCCGUGGGCGGAGCGCGGCGGCGACGCGCUGCCCCAGCCUCUGCCACCCGCCGCGCUAGCCGCGCGGCUCUCCAACACCCCCGCCCCGCCUGCUGCCGGCGCACCUCCGCUCCUCGGUGCCCGUCCUCCCUCCGCGAGCGGUCGGUCCGUCCCUCUGCCGGUCCUGAGCCGCGGCGCCUCGCACUUCUGACUCGAGUCCCCGCCGCCUCGCGCCAUGGAGCCGGCCGCGGGCAGCGAGCGCCGCAGCCCCCCGGGCCCCGCGGUCCCAGCGCCGCCCCGGGGCCACGAGCCCUCGGCCGCCGUCCUCGGCCCGGGCCCGCAGAGCUACCCAGCGCGAGAGCCGCCCAAGCCCGACGAGGAGCGGCAGCUGCGGAUCAGCGAGAGCGGCCAAUUCAGCGACGGGCUGGAGGAUCGAGGCUUACUAGAAAGCAGCACUCGACUCAAACCUCACGAAGCCCAGAACUACCGAAAGAAGGCGUUGUGGGUCUCCUGGUUCUCCAUUAUUGUCACCCUGGCCCUGGCGGUGGCUGCCUUUAGCACCCGUGUCUGGUUAAAAUACCUUCUUCAGAGAACUGUGGGAGACCAGUUGCUGACAGAAACGUGAAUGUGUCACAUUCUCUUGGAUUUUUCCCCACUCUACUUUUGGUGUUUUAUCAGUUGGUUCUACAAGAUAACAGUGAGGGUGAUUAUUUUUCAUGACCACUGCCUCAUACAGUACCAAUUAAGUAUGGUCUGUUCACCUCAAAUAUAUGUAUGAUACGAUAUGAUUCCACGUAUGUGAAAUAUCCAGAAGAGGCAAAUGUGUGGAGUUAGAAGGUUCAUGAAUGGUUGCCUUUGGCUGGGGGUGUUGGGGGACAGUGAGAGGUGACCCUCAAAGGUAAGGAGCUUCUGGGGUGAUGGAAAAUGUCCUAAAAUUAAGUGUAAUGGCUGUACAGCUCUGAAUACACUAAAAACUAUUGAAUUAUACAUUUUAAGUCAGUGAAUAUGGUGUGUAAAUUAUGUUUCAAUAAACUGAAAAAAAUAUGAAUUAUGUAUGUCUACUGCAGUACUAAACAAUGCAGUUAAUACAUAACCCAUUGGAAGGACAUGUCCCUUAAAGAGAGAAUUCCUUAUGCAUAAGAAUGCAUCUAGUUGUGAGAGAUUUACAUUUCUUUUUUUUCUUUUUAUUAAUUUUUUAAAAAAUGUUCAUUUAUUUUUGAGAGAAAGAGAGAGAGUACAAGCAGCGGAGGGACAGAGAAAGAGGGAGACACAGAAUCUGAAGCAGGCUCUAGGCUCCGAGCUGUCAGGACAGAGCCCGAGGUGGGUCUUGAACCCGUGAACCACAAGAUCAUGACCUGAGCCAAAGUCAGCCGCUGAACUGAAGGAGCACCCAGGUGCCCCUGUUUAUUUGAAGCAUAAGUGGAGAGCUACUCAGUGGAGUUGGCUGGCUUGUGAAAGGCAACUGUUAAAUUUUCAGGAUUUUCGUAAACUGGUGACAUCAGGUUGAUAGCUUGAAAACGGCAGCUCUGUGGACUGUCUGCUGGUAAGUGGUGAUUGCGUUGGCAUGGUCUCUUGCUUUUGAGAAAGAAGACAAUUUGAUUUCCCAGAUCCUGAGAGCAGAUUUUUUCAUGAGCAUCGUUCUCUCACUUAGAGGCUGCCCUACCUGCUGUGAGCUCUCCGUGAAAUUUGUAACUGGAACUUGUGAAGUUAAGGCACAGAAUCCACUUUGUUUGUUAUUCAUCUUCUUUAAUUAAUUCAAUCUGAUUUAGGCUUAUAUACCUAAAAGUCAUUUUUUUUCCAGACAGGAAAUAUCUGAAUUAUUCAUAUUUUUCCCAUUAUGAACCGUGCAUAUUGGUCCCUUGAGAAAUCAGUGCAAUAUAUCUUACUGCUGUUCCUAUGUGUGAGUUUGUCAACAGCUCUCAGUGAGAUUAGUAAUUAGACAGCCAGCCACACUGGAAACUGUGCAGAUAAUAGAGGGUUUGGGGAAAUCUCAGGUGAUACAGGCAGCCAAAGUUUAAAUCCAGAUAGAAUUCUCUGCACACCUACAUGGUUCAGAUUUCUUUCAAUGGUUAUUUUUUUUAUUAAGAAGAGUAGCAGGAUGAUAUGUUUCAUAAAUUUUACUAAAAUUUGUAUGACUUUUUUCUUUGUGCAACGACCAAAAUGAAAUUUUGACAUGAAAUUUUUCUGAGAGUCUUUUCUUCAAAUGGAAAUGUAUUCAUGUAUUUAUUUUUGAUAAUGCAUAUUAUAAUUUUUUUAAUGUUUAUUUAUUUCUGAGAGAGAGAGAGAGAGAGAGAGAGACUGAGUGUGAGCAGGGGAGGGGCAGAGACAGAGGGAGACACAGAAUCUGAAGCAGGUUCCAGGCUCUGAGCUGUCAGCACAGAGCCUGACACGGGGCUUGAACUCACGGACUAUGAAAUCAUGACCUGAGCCGAAGUCAGACGCUUAACUGACUGAGCCACCCAGGCACUCCUGAUAAUACAUAUUAUAAAAUACAGUUAGCACAUGGAAAGUAAAAGCUGAUGCUUAAUCCUGUCCUCAGAGAUGAAGAAGAGAUACUUUUGAAUGAAUUGUGAUGAUCCCUGUGAUGUGUAGUGUAUUAAGUGAAAAAGGCAGAUUAGAGAACAUUGUACACAGUAUCAUGUGAUUGUGCAGAAAGUAUACCCCCAAAUAUGGAAGAAUUUCUGCCCUUGACAAAAGUGUGUGUAAGCGUGUGUGUGUUCAUAUGCACAUGCACAUAAAUAAGCAAAUAGAGCAAUCUUUUCCUUCCUCAUAGAUGUGAAGUACUUCAUUAUAUGUAGGGACCAUAAUAUAUUUAACCAGGCUCCUAUGGAUGGAUGCUGAGAAUAUCACAGCUUUAGAAUUCUAAUACUAUGUAACUAGAAUACACAACAACAUUGGUUUGUAUAGUAGUUUGUAUUAGUUUGCAAUUGCUGCUGUAACAAAUGACCACAAAUGUGGUGGCUUAGGAAUACAAAGUUACUAUCUUAAAUUUCUGGAGGUCAGCGGUCCCAAACCUGCUUCAGUGGGCUGAAAUCAAGUUGUUGACAGGACUGUGUUCCUUCUGGUGGCCCUGGGGAGAAUGUUUUCUUGCCUUUUCCAGUUUUUACUGGCUGUCUAGAUUUCUUUGCUUUCUUUUUUUAAACAUUUAAAAAAAAUUUUUUUAAUGUUUAUUUUUGAGACAGAGAGAGACAGAGCAUGAACAGGGGAGAGUCAGAGAGAGAGGGAGACACAGAAUCUGAAGCAGGCUCCAGGCUCUGAGCUGUCAGCACAGAGCCCGACGUAGGGCUCGAACCCACGGACCGUGAGAUCAUGACCUGAGCCGAAGUUGGACACUUAACCGACUGAGACACCCAGGUGCCCCUAAACAUUUUUAAAAAAUGUUUAUUUUUGAGAGAUACAGAGCGUGAGCAGUGGAGGGGCAGAGAGAGAGAGAGAGAGAGAAAGAGAGAGAAUGAAUGAAUGAAUGAAUGAAUGAAUGAAUGAAUCUGAGUCAGGCUCCAGGCUCUGAGCUGUCAGCACAGAGUCCAAUGCAAGGCUCAAAUCCAUGAUCCACAAAAUCAUUACCUGAGUUGAAGUCGGACACUUAACCGACUGAGCCACCCAGGUGCUCUUCUGGUGGCUGUCUAGAUUUCUUGACUUGGGGCCUGCAUCCAGCCUGCAAUCCCAUCACUGCAAUCUGCUUGCAAUGUGAUCCCUUUCUAUGACUCUUCUACCUCCCUGUUUGCCUAGUGGGGACUCCUGUGAUGACCCUGGGCCCAAGUGAAUUAUCCAGGAUAAUCUCCCCAUUUGAAGAUCCUUCGUUUAAUCACAUCUACAAGAUCCUGUUGGCCACUAAGGUAACAUCCUCUCAGGUUCUGGAGUUUAGGGCAUGGCCAUCUUUGAGGGGCUUGAUUCUGUCAACCACAAAAUUUAAGACAAACUGCUAGCUUAGAGUAAGCUUGCUUAUUUUCUAGCACCCAUUUCCAUGUCUGAACUCUUGGUCCUAGGGAGACAGAAAUUAAUGGUGUAGUUUUUUGCUUUUCAGCAGGUUUCAGAGCUUUGAAAGGAGAAGGGGACUCAUGAAACAAUGGGGGAUGCUAGAGGGUCAUUCUAGUACAAGGCAAAAAAAGCUAGAAAUGAAGGUAGUGGGUAGUUGGAGGCAGACCAACAAGUGCUUGUGUGAGCUCAUGCGUGCAUUUUCCCGUGGAGCGGGUCUAUGAUGUUUAUCAGAUUUGCAGUGGGGUCUGUGAACUCAGCGUUCAAUGCCACAGCUGUGGUCGAUGAAACCUCAAAGGACUUUACUUAGGGAAAUGACAUGAUUAAAUUUGCAUUUUGGAAAACCAGCCCGGGGUGGAAGAGGGGAGAGGCUGAGACAUCCUUAAGAGAUCCCUGCAGUGGAGCCAGGGAUGAUGAGGUUGGACAGGUGACGGAACAGAGCAGCAGUACUGGUCUGCAGGAGAUAAGGGAGGUAGAACUGACAGAACUUCAAUGACAUUGGCCGAGGAGGGUGGAGUUGUGGACGAAUGAAGGCCCUGUUCAUUGCCUUAGGGAAUAUAGGAUGAUGAUCAGGAGUGGGGGUCAUUGUGGGGUGAGAGGGAGAUGAUAAAUUGAAUUUUGUGUAUGUUCAUGUCAUAUGGGCUAUAGGACAUCCACAUGGAGGUGAGUAGUAUAUAAUAAAAAGGCAUAGAGAUUUCUAGAAUAUACAGGUAUAGAUAUUCCUGAACUGUAUUUCUGUAUUUUAAAUUCUUCCUACUGGUACCCAUCACUCUGCCCCUCUACAGUAGCAUUUAACCUUUAAAAUGAGCAGGACCUAGGUUAGGAAUUAAAAAAAAAAAUGUUUAUUCAUUUAUUUUGAGAGAGAGAGAGAGCGCGCGCACGAGUGAGCAUGAGUGGAGGAGGGGCAGAGAGAGAGACAGAGGGAGAGGGAGAGAAUUCCAAGCAGGGAUUCUUCGCAUUGAUAGUACAGAGCCUGAUCCCAUGAACCUCGAGACCAUGACCUGAGCUGAUCAUGACCAGAUUCACACAUUCAGCUAACAGCCACCCAGGUGCCCCAGGAAGUUUUUUCAGACAGUAGCCACAGCUAACAAAUUUUGUGUGCUUUUGUAAUUUGGUUUUGUACUUUUCACAAACCAAAUUUCAUUUUAUCCUUAGAGCAGUCAUGUGAAGGGUGGUGCUGGGUGAACUGUAACUGCCUUGUGACAGUAAUGAUAAUAAAUAAUGAUUAUAGAUAAUAUAUAUUGAGCAUUUACCAUGCCAAAAUAGGUUCUGAGAUUAUCAUUAUUUAUUAGCUUGAUUCAUUCUCACAAUAGCCCUAUAAGAUAGUUUAUUAUUCCAUUGUGCAGAUGAGGCAGUGAAGGUUCAGAGUGGGCUUGAGUAACUUGCCCUAAGUCACACAGUUAGUGAGGUAUGGAGCUAGGCUUUGAACUCAGAGAAUCAAUGUGACUACUAAAGCCUGUGUGAGGCCCAUCAGUGGUGGGGCUCAGGCUGUAUUCAUGAUUAUCAGCCCAUUUCCUGUGCCCCUUCUACUCUGCCAUGCUGUCUCUCCAAGGAAGUGAGAGUUAAGUGAGCUAUGUGGGGGAAGUUAACAACAUUUCUGUUAGAUAGCCAGUUCUGGGGAGAAGAGACCUCUGGGAGAGGGUGGGAGGAGAGUGUCAGCAAGGAGCAGAGAGUAGCCACAUUCCUGGGGUCUGCAGCAUGAGGGAGGGGGUCUCAGUCACCAGCUAUGGGCAGAGGGGUUGAUUUGGAGCUUUAGCCCAGGGUGGUCAGUCAGUGUUCUCAGGUUUAGGCUGGGGAGAGAGAGAUGUCAGGCACAAGGGAGGGAGUGCAGCUCUUUGGGUAUCUGUGACUGGAUCCAAAAUAGUUUUGGAAGAAUUGGUGAUAGAUCCUAGGACCAGGAGUCAGGGAGGGUUGGGUCUCUUUGCUACUUGGGCUGGCCUCAGACAGUGUCUGGGCUCUUGGGAAUCAACUUAAGUUUCUCUGGCCCUGUUUUAUUGGCUUUGCUAGUUGUGAGGAUUCUGAACAGCAGGUGGGACUUGGAGCCUUUGGGAACCUGAGCUCUGUGGGUCUGAUGCCAGUCUUUGCAUUAUUUGCUAUUGCCCUUUGUUAUGGGUCCACAGACUGCUGGUGAGGAAGGAUGGGGACACCAUCUCAGUCAAAGGGCUGCACACAGGGCUUGACAAGACAGAAAUCAUCCCCAGAGGGAAGCCUUUGCAAAUAAUGUGGUGUUCAGAGGGAAGACCUUUCACAGGACAAGGCACUGAGUUCCUAGAUUUGUGUCAAGAUGCAUAAACUAUUAGGAAGAAGGGAUCAGUGAUGGAAAGAAAAAAAUGAACCAUUCUGUUUUGUUUUCUCCCCUUCCUCUACGUUAAUCUGUUCUGUUCCUUCAGUUCCACAUAUGGGUAAAAUCAUAUGGUAUUUGUCUUUCUCUGACUGACUUAUUUCACUUAGCACAAUGCAUUCUGACUCUGUCCACACCAUUGCAAAUAGCAAGAUUUCAUUCUUUUUCAUGGCUAAGUAAUAUUCCACUGUAUAUAUAGACCACAUCUUCUUGAUCCAUUCAUCCAUUGAUGGACAUGUGGGCUAUUUCCAUAAUUUGGUUGUUGUUGAUAGUGCUGCUAUUAACAUUGGGGUUCUGUGGCUCUUUGAAUCUGUAUUUUUGUAUCCUUUGGGUAAAUACCUAGUAAUGCAAUUGCUGGGUUGUAGGGUAGUUCUAUUUUUUAACUUUCUGAGGAACCUCCGUACUGUUCUCUGGAGUGGCUGUACCAGUUUGCCUUCCCACCAACAGUGUAAGAGGGUUCCUCUUUCUCCACAUCCUCACCAACAUCUGUCUUUUCUUGUGUUGUUAAUUUUAGCCAUUCUGACGGGUGUGAGGUGGUGCCUCAUUGUGGUUUUGAUUUGUAUUUACCUGAUGAUGAGUGAUGUUGAACAUCUUUUCAUGUGUCUGUUAGCCAUCUGGAUGUCUUCUCUGGAGAAAUAUCUAUUUAUGUCUUCUGCCCAUAAGAGACUCUUAAUCAUAGAGAACAAACUGAGGAUUGAUGGAAAGAGGUGGAUGGGGGGUGGGCUAAAAUGGCUGACGGGUAUUAAAGGAAGGCUUUUGUUAGGAUGAGCACUGGGUGUUACAUGUAAGUGAUGAGUCACUAAAUUCUACUCCUGAAACCAUUAUUACACCAUGUGUUGACUAACUAGAAUUUAAAUAAAAACUUGAAACAAACAAAAAAAAAGGGAAGAAAUGAAUCAGAAUCUCACAGACAGAUAUUUUGUUAAUGCAAGCACUUAGGUGGUGUUGGUUUCAAAGUCCUUUAAAAUCGGGGACUUUAAUGUCAAGUAAUUGACUCUUUAUGGAAAGGUUUCCAGUUACAAAUAGGGAGCAGGUGAUCUCAGAUUCCAGCCAAACUCAGUUAAAAGGGCUUUGGUUUUCUGAAAUGGAACCUCCCUACUCCCAUGACACACCCCUUUCUCUUCCCAGCUUUGGCCUCAGCUCAUUUUAAUAAUAAGCCUUUCUUCCCCUUACAUGUCAUUUGCCAUUGUUAUGCACAGCCAUUGGAUUCCAGCAACGGUAGCCGAUUCAGUGAAUGUCACCAGUCCUGUUGUGUUGUUCUUUAUUAAUAAGUGAGCCUUGGUUUUUAGAGGUCUGCUCCAUCAGUGGGGUGUCACUGGAGAAGAAGGGUGGUGUAAGGGCAAGAAUAUUCAAAAGGCAGUGGGAAGGUCCAAAUUUUGUCCAGCUCUACCCUUCCCCCCACUCCUCCCUGGCUCUGGGUCGCCCUUGGGAAACACCGUAGGGUCAUAUGCUUUUAGCUACAGGGAUUGCCUAACUCCAGUUGGAGAUGCUUCAAGGUCUAUCAAGAAAUCUUGAAAGAAGUAUUGUGAAAUUCUCAACAUGUUGAAGUAAAAAUUUAAACACUUAUGUAUGAAGAUAGAAGUGCCAUUAUUUUACUGGAGAUUGAGUUGUGAAAUGAAACACUGACAAGAUGUUCUAAACCUACCACAGAGGAGGUAAAUUGCCAUCUUGGGAAAAGGGGCCAUGUCUUCUAAAGGUCCUGUGUUCCAGUCACUGUGGCUGCAUAAAAGCAUAGUGGCUUAAAAACAAUUCACAAGGUUUCUGUGGGUCAGGAAUUUGGGAGCAGCUCAGCUGGUUUUAUCCCAGGGUCCUUGGUGAGGCUGUCUUCAGAGAAUUGCUAGGGUUUGGGUCAUCUUGAAGCCUUCUUUACUCACAUGUUGAGGGUCUAGUCAGGGAACCCUUGAAAAACAGGGAGCUGGAACAAACGGGGCUCCUUGGACAUCUCUCUCCACCCUUUCAUUGUCUGUCCGUGUCUUCUCUCUAGCAUGGUGGCUUCAGGGUCACCAGACUUCAUCUGUGUUGGCUCAAGACUCUGAAGGUAUGUGUCCCAAGAGAGAACCAGGUGGAAGCUGAUUUGCCCUGGACGCCCCUGCUUCAAAAGUGGUGCUGCAUCUCUUUUGCAUUCUUUUGGUUGAAGGAGUUACAAAGAUCUGCCCAACUUCCAGGGAGGAGAUUUAGACCCACCUGUCAAUGAGGAGUGUCAGGGUUACAUUGUGGGAUGUCCACACAGAAGGGGAAAGAAAGUGGUGUAGCCGUCUUUGGAGACUACAAUCUGCCACACCCUAGGAUAGGGAAUUUUGUUCAAAGCUGACUUACUAAAGCUGACGGGCUUUGGGACAGUAGUAUUAGAGUCUUCUUUAGUUGCUUCCCUUUGGAGGCGGUCAGAAGCGAGAGCAAGAAGAAAAGGACAUGGAGGUGGCCAGAGCUUAUGACUCUUGACACUUCUUUGCCCGGUGAUUGGAGGACAGAGCUAGACUUUGGAAGUCCUUAGUGGCCAUUGACCAAGCAAAGACUUUCUGAAGGGAAGAAGCAGCUUAGAACACAGGAACAGCCUUCAAAAGGGGUUAGUAUUAGCUCUGGGGAGGGACUUUUGGUCCUUACAGUGCCAAUAUAUCCUGAAAGUGAUCAAAAGACUUUUCAUUCAUUGCCACCAUCCUGUUCUUCAGAAGUGAGGGAGAGUAGCCUGAGGCUCUGCUCUCACAGGAUACUGCUGUGGUUAGGAAGUGGCCACGGGUGCCCUGGCCUCUUGUUUGAUUCCCUCCUUGGUCAUGGUCUCUUUGAUGUAGAACACCCUGGAGGUUGUGAGCCAGUGUGUUUCUCGGUGUAAGAGUUUCUUUAGGAAAUGUAGUUCGGUAAGUGAAGUGGAGAAAUGGCAGUAGGUGGUUGAUUUUGGUCGUGCCCGUGUGAAGCAGACAUGGGCUCAUCCUGCCUCCAAAGGAAAAUGAUGUAUACAUUUAACCCCCUUUGUAGGCUAUUUUGUGGUUGGCUUCUUUGGGGAUCAGUCAUUUCUUUGAAACAAAUUAACUAUGCACUUACCAUGUGGUAAGCCCACAUUAUGAUGUGAAAAAGAGAAAGGGCUCCUGAAGGCCCAUAUUUUACAACUAUGUUCUUUAAUCCUAGUGAAAGAGGAACCAGAAAUGGCCAAAAGGACUCCCCCCAGAUGAGUGAGGAUCUGCUCUCUGGGCUUUGAGGACUUGAAUUUUGGGUCUGAGUAUUUGGAAGAAUGUUAAUGGCAAUGAGCAAGAGAUGGGGCUCUGUAGACCCCAUCCCUACAUUCUCUUCCCCUCUGAAUUACCUGGCCAAGAGGAAGACGUGUCCAAUAGUGAACACAGAUGGAAACUCUGGGCUUGUUCCAGGAGAGGGUUGUGUGCUGACUGGGGAUGGGUGGUACUAUGGCCAUGGCUUACAGGUUUGAUGGGCUAUUGUGGGGAAUAAGCUUAGGAAUUCCCUGAGCUUAGUCCCCAAGUUUCCCACUUUGAAGCUUAUUCCCACAGGCUAUUCUUUUUGGUUCAGGUUUUUCAUUUUUUGUGCUUACUAGUUUUGUUUCUCCUGCCAGUUGCUACUUUUGGGCCACGUCUUUCUUUGGUUGUGGAGGUUUGGUUCCUCCUCCCUUCUGAGUCUCUCAGCCUCAUUGCUUUUACAGAUAUAGAAAAUGAGGCCUGGAAGGGCUGCGUCCACAGCCCAAACCUUCCAGCAGCUACUCCAGAGCUUUGUCCAUUAGAACAGCCUACAUUCUUCCAACUCUGUGGUCCAAAAAUUUGCUAGAAGAAAACUUUGUAGAUGUCACUGGAUGUGUUUGGGACAUAUUGGUGGAUUUAGACCACUGGAUAGGUUUUUCUUCCCAUCUCAGGAGAUGUAAUGAUUAACUGUACAUAGUGUGACUCAUUAAACAAAUAAUACUCUAACACUGUAGCUGAACAAGUGUUACCUUCCAAGUAGUCACUUUGGGAAAUGUCACACAAUGUUAUCUUUGCUUAAAAUAUAUUUUAAACUUUUGCAGAUACCUUAAGAAGCUAUUAAAUGUUUGAAUUAGUUGAAAUACAGGUUCAGUUGCUGUAAGAGAUGCCAGAUAGUUGUGGCUUAAACCUGUAGCCUGGCCUUAAGCGCUCUGAGUUUGCUAUGAUAGCUCCAUGAUAUCAAAGACACUGUUUCCUUUCUUUUUGCUCUGUUUACUCAUGGACAUGUUGAUCAUGUCCAUGUGGUUAGAAGAGGUUUCCACAUUUCACAUUCCAUGGCUACCACAUCCACAUGCAUACCUGUUUGAAGGGAAACAGGGGAGCAGAAGGAUUAUCCUUUUCUGUUUCAGAAACACCUGGAAGAUGUGGUUCUCCCUCAGAUCUCAUUGGCCAAAACUUCUUCACAUGGCCAUCCCCAGCUGCAGGGAAAGCUGGAAAUGAAAUCCUUCUUGAUACCAUGUGCCCAGCUAAAAACUGGAGUUGUUACUGUAAAAGAAGGAGGCAAUAAAUAUCUGAGGAUAACCAACAGCCUCUGUCCCAAUAUUAUUUUUGAUGAUUCUCAGAAGGAGCAUAUCAUUGGGUGUGGGUUUGACUUUUGAGUAUCAUUUGGCCCUUUGAGCCAAGUCUGAUGAAUAAGGAUGUUCCAGCACUGGUUGUGCUCCUCCUAGUAUAAACAAGGGGCAAGCAUCAGUGAUGAAUGGCUUUUUCUAGCGUGGCUCAUAUACUGGUUCUGAGAGGUACAAUAUCACAGAGGGGCGUUGGUGAUAUUCAGAAGAGUGGCAGCUUUGACAGAAGACCAUAUCCCAGGAUGACAUCUCAGAGGGAGAACGCUCACAGGUGUGAGUCCUGGUUAACAGUUAACUUUUACUAGGUACUUACUUACUGUAUGGUAGACAUCCUUUGUUACAUAGGCUAUCUCAUUUAAUCCACAUAAAAUCCUUAUGUGGGAGGCUAAUGCUAUUUUAAUCUCCUUUUCAUAGAUUAGGAACUGGAAUAAGUUGCCCAAGGUUAUAAAAUGAGGAAGUGGUGGAAUAGGGUUUUAAACCCAGGCACACUGGCCCCAGAGUUCCUGUUUUUAGUCUUGAGUGAAACUCUCCCCACUGGACAGUAAAACUUUGUAGCAGUGUUCACCCCCUUGUUCCAGAACAGUAAUAGCCCAACUUUUAUCAUCCCUUGCCCCGUAACCUGGCAGGAGCACAGAGGACUCCUUCCUGAAGACGGUCAAUGUAUCAUGGCUGUGCUGAAGGUGGAGACCAGGAAAACUCUUUCAGGGCAGCGGAAGAGGUGUAGGUGAAAGCAGAAACAAGAGUGGAUUUUGAAGAAGUAGUUUAGUAAGUUUGGAAGUAUAUAGUCUAUGUGGGAGUGGGUAUGGGUGAAGAGUGAGAAAUUAGGCUUCAGAGACUAGGUCCCGUGACAGAAAAAAACUUUAUGUCUGAUAAUUUAUAGAUGAUACAGUGAGAUCUCAGAGGAAGCUACUCAUUAAUUUUUGUCAAUAAAGGCACCUCAUCAAGGAGAAGGCUUCUGUUGAUCAGAGCAGGGCAUAUGUGUUCAGCUACUUUAAGUAAAAUAAUAAUAUUAGUAGCAGAUGUUUGGUGAGUGCUUUCUAUGAACCAGGCAGAACAUAAACACAUCAUCUCACUUAAUGCUGUCUAUAGUGCUUUGAGGCUGGCGGUGUUCUUCCCAAGUUGUAGAUGCAGAAACUGGGACACAGGGAGGUUAUGAGACUGGCCAGACCACAGGACCAGAGAAUGGCAGAGCCAGGUUUUGAACUCAGUUCUGUAACCACUUUGCUGUGCUCUUUCCUGCUCAAGGAGUUAAAGAGAAGGGAAGGAGCUGGUGUGGUGUGUACUCCCCUUGUAGUGUGCUGUUUAGAAUUGUCAUCAGAUCUUCCAGGGCGCUGUUUCUACAGACCUUGAUCUUCCAAGUGGCAUUAGGUAUGGUCAGGGAUAGACGGAGUGCAGGGUUCCCAAAGUGUGAACCCCAGCCAGCAGUUCAUCACUGGCUGAAUUAGUUUCCUGUAACUGCUGUUAUCAGUAUCAAAACUUAGUGGCUUCAGUUGUAUUUUCUUACAGUUCUGAAGGCCAGGAGUCUGAGCCGGUUCUGAGGGUGCUAAAAUCAAGGUAGCAAGGCUGGCUCCUUCUGGAAGCUCCAGUAGAGGGCCCAUUCUUGACUCUCCAGCAUCUGGCGGCUGCCAGACUUCUUUGGCUUGAGACUGCCUUAUGGCAGUCUCUGUUCCUCGUUGUCACAUUGCCUUCUCAUCUGUCAUUGAACCUUCUUCUGCUUGCCUUUCAUUAGGGCCCUUGAGAUUGUAUUUAUGACCACCAGAGAAUCUGGAGUAAUCUCCCCAUCUCAGGAUGCUUAACUGAACCACAUCAGCAAGGUAACAAAUAUGGGUUCCAGGGAUAAGGACCUAGAUAUCUUUGGGGGGGCAUUAUGCAGCUUGCACACCUGGGAAUUUGUUAGAAACAUAAAUUCUUACACCCCACCCCAGAUUACUGAAUCUAGAAACUCUAGGUAUGGGGCCAACAAUCUGAGUUUUAAUGAGCCCCUUAGAUCACACUGUGGAUGCUGAAGUUGGCAUUGAGCCCACGCAGCUCAGCUUUUACUUGGAAACUGUCCACUGAGUCAUGGGCUGAGAAAUGGUAGUUAAAGCUUUGUGCAUCUUGUGUUGUCCUUGAUUCAUUUCUCCUCAAGGAUAUAAAGUGGUAACAAGAACCAGGAUGCAUUAGCCAUGAUGAGAACCUGUCUUUGCUGCUCACAAGGAAAGCUAGUCUGAAAACUCCAGACCUGGUUUUAGGAAGGCAUCAGGGCACAUGGGUCUAGAUGAAAAUGCCACGGGACAGGUGGGGGAAGAGAAGAGCUAUGGAACAAAAAUGGGAGAGAUGACAUUGUUUGGUCCUUCAGACAAGACCAUGCCUGCAGGGUCACUGAAGGUCAGCAGAUUGUCCAGGUUGGGAGUGCACCUGUUGGGGUGGCCUUGAGGUAGGAAUUCCUCACUGGUAGCUUCCAGAGCAUUGCAUGGUGGAAAGGACGAGAAUCAGAUGUUGAGAGUCCUAGUGUUGCCACCUAGUAGCUGGGCAUCCUAGACAUGUUGUCUAACGUCCCAGCACCCCCCCCCCCCCACCUCCAGCCAUGGGAUGGAGGUGAUUCCUGCCUUGCAAGGUGGGGGAGGGUGUGUGCAGAGCAUUCAGUGUCUGUGCCAAACAGAAGGAAGAUCAGCACGUUGCUCCUGGUGAUGCUUCAAACUGAGGCUGCAGCAGGGACAUCAGGCUGAAAGGGCUCAUGGUGCACUAAUUUAGAGCACUUGACCACAGCUUCUAAGAUGUUUCUCUCCAGAUCCAUCCCAGAACAUAAUGCAGUACUGGUCUGAAGAGCCAAAGCCAGAGCCUCCCAUAGGGGUUUAUUAGCUUUGAAUUUUUAGGAAGUAGCAAGAAGUAAAUGAGGAAUUUUGAAUUCGAUGAGCUUCUGGGACCUCUGCUGAAUUCUGUCCUGCAUGUUUGCCUCACUAACCAGACCAAGAAUCUUGGGGGCCACCCAGCAGGCUUUGGAAUAUUAGGACUAACACAUUUCUAAGUAACGGAAACCAGCCUGAGCUAUCUUAGGUGAAAAUCAGGGCUUAAUCAUAAAGCUUGUUCCUAUAAGAAGAGAUCUAGAAGCUCAGAGCCAGGACCCUAGACCCCUUCAGGCCCUGGAAAGCUCUGGCCAUCAUCUCCCACCUCUCUCAGGGCUCUGCACUGGGCUUCCUUCACUCUCCAGGCCACAGGGUGAAGUAUGGCUGCCUACGAGAGAGGGUCAGUCACACCAAAAGAUGAAGCAGUCCCGCAGAUCUGGUUUGGGGUUUCCAGUCCAGAGAGUCUGACUGGCCCACCGUUGGUGGCUGGUUUGAGCUGUGGUGUCAGCGGUGGCUGGGAGGAUACUGUCACCACCAGGCACCUACUGGAGUGGGUUUGGUGCAUGCUGGUUCCCAGAGAAAGGGGGGUUUUCUCAGCUGGGCAGACAGCCCCAGGGUCUGCCAGGCCUGGCACAGAGAAACCGUAAUUCGGUUAUUAUGUAUAAAGUGUCACUGAAGGUCUUGGAAAGCUUCUCGUUCUCCCUCACUCCUGACAAGGCCGUGAUCUGUUAAGUCUUGGUGCAUUUCAGGUCAGCAAGGCUAAGAGAUUACAACAAAGAAAUUAUGCCCUUUCUCCCUUCGUUUUUUUUCUUUCCUAGGAAAUAAAUAUAAAGGGGAGAAUGAUGACUCACCUCUCAAAUCCCAGAGUGAGUCAGUAUUAACAUUUUAGUCAUAUUUGUAGCUGGUCUUUUUUUCUGUAUGCAUACAGGAAUUGAAAUUAGAUGAAAAAUUAUCUCAUGAACAGAACAUUACAGAUAAAUCUAAAGUUUUUGAUUACCAUUUCCGUUUUGGCCUUGUCUCCUCCAUAUCUAAAGAUAUCCACUUUUAUGAGUUUGGCAUUUAUCUUUCUUGUACUUUUACUAAACCUUUCCUUACAUCUUUGUAUAUGAAGAGCUCACAUCCUAGCCAGUUCAAAUACCCAUGUUAAAGAAGGAGGAACUAUAUAAUAUGAUGCACAGUGGUUCCAAGAGUGGAGAUUGAAUGGAUGAAAAGUAAUAAACCCAAGAAUACUUUUUUGAAAUACUUGAACAUUUUAUUUCCAACUCUGAGGUCCAUUAAAAACAACAACAACAACACUUGUUAAAAAUCAUGUAAUUCUCCAAAACAUGUACCCCCCCCGCCCCGAAAACUGGGGAUCCUAGCUGGCAAAAUAGUUUUUCAAGAGUGUGUAAGUGUGUGAAUUGUGCACACAUUUGCUUAAUGUCUGAAUGAAAAAAGUUAAAUUUGUUGUGUAGAAUUUAAAUGGGUUAUAUAUUAUAAACGACUCCCUGAGGGCAUCAUAAGCCUCUUGAAACUUUACAAAUGUUGCUGUAUCCCACCUGAAAGAUUCAGGAGCCAUAACAUUGAACCUUGUUUGGAUUUGGUUGCAUGAACUUCAUCUAGAUCUGCUGUAAAAAACCCUUAGGAAUGAUGCUGUGUGCCUGCCUGCGUGAAGUCAUUGUUAGGGAAGAGGAAUCUGGUGGCAGAUUUUAUUCACCGGCCUAAUGAAGUAAGUUCUGUGAAUAAGCACAUGGUGAAAAUGAUGCAUAUGUACGUGAAGGUCUUUUUAACAAGGUCUUUUUUAAAUUUCUGAACUGUCAGUAAAAAACUACUCUCUCUCUUUUUUAAAGUGAGUGGGCAGUUGUUUUAGAGAUCUCCAGCAAUACCCCUGGGGAUGCCUGUGCCCAGUUGGUUCAACUGUUCUAAGUGCAAAGCUAGUGAGAGUCUGACUUAGAUUUCUCUGAUGGACUGGUUUCUCUUGCUUGUCUCUGUCAUGAACUGGCUCCACAGUAGACCUCAGGCCUGGCUUUCUAAUGCUGGCUAUGUGUUAGCAGGUAGGCCCCUUUGGAAGACCAGGCAAAUCAGUAUGCCUACAGAGAGACAUCAUAUAGCAUGCACUGCUGAUUUGGGCAUUAGGAAGAUAAUUGCUUUUUAAAUAAAAACAAUUACUUUCAAAAUCAUCUUUGAGAUUUUGAUAUUACCUCCCUCCCCCCAUUUUUUUACCCUUGCAUCCAGUCCGUCUGUGGAUUCUGUUAGCAGUUGUCCAAAACGUUUCCUUCAUCCACCAAUUCCUUGCCAUCUCUGCUGCUUCAGGCCACUGUCCUCUCUUGACUGAACAUUCCCGUGACCUCCCACAAGCCCUGUGUCCAGUCCCUUCCAAGCUGGCUUCCCCCUCCCCUGCCGUAACAGCUAGAUCAUCUCUUUGAAUUAUAAAUGAAAUCUUCCUACUCUGUUCCUUUAUCAUCUUUCGGUGGUCCACCAUUGCCCUUAAAAAUCUAAACUUUUCACCAUGGUUAGUGGUCUGACCCCUGCCAGCCCUCUGGGCCGAUAGGAGCAUUUGGCCUCACUCAUUCCCCUCCAACUGCAGUCACCUUCCCUUCCGUCCCCGCACCCAACCCCCCCCAUGUGCUCAGAUCACUCAUUCACGUCUUGACUCUGGUAUCUCCUCUGCAGAGAGGACUGUCUUGACCCACAUCUAAAGUAGCACCUCCCUGCCCAUAUUACUCGAUUAAAUCACCUUGUUCUGUUUGUUCAUAAACUUGACAUUAUGUGAAGUUUUCUUUUUUUCCUUUGUCGACUUAACUAUUUGUUUCCCUUUGCUUGAAUGUAAGCUCCCUGAGAACAGUGGCAGGGACUUGUCUUUCUCUUGCACCUCAAAGCUUAGAACCAAUAGAAGGCGCAUGGCAAAUAUUUGUGGAGUAAAUAAGCCAACAUGCCAGCAGGAGAUGGUGUGUCCCUGCUGAGAAGCAAGUGAGUUCGCUGCCGCCUCCAGCUAUUUAUGAAGUGUCUUGGAUAGUGGCAUCCUAAGAGCUGCUUCAGAGUCACCCCAUGCUAUAGUCUGAGAGUCAUUAUAGAGUGCAUGCUCAGUAUGGGGGUCGGUGGGGGGGGUCUCAGUUGUCUUCUGGGAUCUUCAGAUUUCAAAGCCUGUUAUCCCCAUUCUUUCUGAAGUAUUUUGAGUUUCUUUGCAAGCCCAAGUGUCAUAAAAACAUGAAGGAUUUUUAUAUUAUCUCCUGCUUUGGACUGGGCACUUCGCUUUUCCUCCAUUAGCAUGAUAGUUGUUUUGCUCAUACUAAUACUCAAAACAAGACCAGGAUAUUUAUUCUGGAAACUUACUAAAAAUACAUAAUUUUUCGGGGUACCUGGUGGCUCGGUUAAGCAUCUGACUUCAGCUCAGGUUAUGAUCUCACGGUUGGUGAGUUUGAACCCCACAUCAGGCUGUCUGUUGUCAGCACAGAACCUGCUUUGGAUCCUCUGUCCCCUUCUCUCCGCCUCUCCCCUGCUCUCUCCCUCCCUCUCUCUCUCUCUC